AAAUGAAAAGCGCGAAAAGUAUACUUUUUCUGAAUUAAAUGUUUCUUAAAAAUCGUAUCUUAUUUUUUAAUAAUAGACAAUUGUUAUUAUACAAUCCUGAGAAGUCUGCAUCUUUAACGAACCGUUAACUGAAAUUUUUACGGAAUCGUGCUCCAAACAAUUACUUGCAUGAAUUUAAAAACAGUUCCUGUAUUUUUUCUCGAUAAUUCUCAUUCAAUUUCAACAUUUACAAAAGAUAAACAGCACAGUAAUUGUUUGAAAUUCUUCUUUGCAUUUUUUAAAAUAAUCUUUAUAUUUGUAAAUGAUUAAUGUUUUUAAGUAACAAAAGAAAGUGAUUCAAUUUCCAGGUAUUUCAUGGGUUAAUUGAAGCGUGGGAAUAAGCAACAGAGGAAGUGUUUCUACUAUGUAUAAAUGUAUUUGAAACAGGUUAGCUUGAAAAUGAGUCAAUUUGAACUAUAAAUAUAAAUAAUAAAACGGAUAUAGUUAUUAAUUGUAAUUUGAAGUAUUUGAAGGAUAAUAUAAAAGAAAUUUUUUACAAGAAUUGCGUGAUCAUAAAAUUUACUUGCUUGAAAUCUUGUUUGAUAUAGUAUCCAAGUGUUAAUGUGUUAGUCACACGUUUAGUUUACAUGCGUGAAGGAUUGUUGUGUGUAGCGGCCGCCAUCUUGCUGCUUUUAGCAACUGACAUGUCUUUCUAAUGUUAUUAUCAAUAAUUAUUUACAAUUAAUGUGGCCCGAGAGGUUAGACAAUAGUAUUAAAAAUAAUAAAAUACACUAAAAAUUAAGUUUAAUACGGCCUAUGUGCCUUUGUGUAUUAUUGUGGACUGAAAACAAUUGACCCAACCUCUGUACUUGACUUCGUUUGGUUGGAUGCAAAGCAAACAUAACCAUAAAACGUAGUUUAUCAACUCUUGGUGUUUGUCAACUAAUAAAUAGUUCCUAAUGGAAAUUUUUGGAUACAUACAUCAGAGGAUUAUUGAAUUUUUCGUUUAUAACAUGAGAAGAUUAACAUUAGAAACUAAUUGAAUUGAGAAGCUAUGUAUGGCUAGGCAAGGUGAAGAAAAAUAUCAAGUUUGCACUCCAUGAAGAUCCCAGUCCAGGAAUAUUCAAAUAUGGACAAUAAACUGAAAAUAUCUGAUCGUCUGAAGGCACUGCUUAAAACAGAAGCACGUCAAGACAUUGAUCCAUAUAUAUUCAGUGAACCUGAACCAUUCAGUGCAGCAAGUAAACAUUUGGAGUCAUCAAAGAGCUCUCUAAUGAGUGGGAAAACUAGUGGAUCGAAAGCGAGAUGUUCCAAAAAACGAAUAAAAGCAGAAAAUUCUCAUAUAAAGUGUCCUGACAAUAUUUCUGUAUUAGAUUCAAGACGAAUAGAUGGAGACAUGGGUAACAUGAAGAACUUGGAGUUGCGAGUUCCCAAUAAUAGUGGAAUACGCAGUAAAGAAAAGUCUAAUAAUAAUCAAGAACUUGUUAGACGAGCUAGUAGAGAUCAUACUCUACUUUAUUAUCCUCGAGCAGGGGAUGAAAUUUCAGAUAGUGAUUCUAGUAGUGAUGAACUUGGCGUUUAUCAACGUCAUUGGUUUACAGGAGAUACUAGUAACGUUCCACGAGCAGUCAAACUGUCGAUACAAAGAUCACAAUUGCGUAGGCGUCUUAUUCAACUUCAUAGAAGUGGGAAAGAAGCCGAAGAAUUGCUUUAUAAACGUACGAGACGUCUUUUGCAAGCUGCUUAUAGAAGUCAACGAUUAAUAAAUGGACGUUUGAAUAAUUCAAAUACCAAUGGAAAAUCAUCUAAUGGACAUCUUCUCGUUGGUGGUCGUUGUCUUGCAGAAGGAUGUGGUCACACGUCUCUACCAUGCACUCGACAUUGCUCUCGACAUAUUAUGAUGAACACUGAUCAAUUACUUUUUGAGCAUUGCACUGCCAAAUUCAGCGACAAUACUCAGUGUUGUGUACCCGUGUUUGAUGUGGCUCAUGAAUUACCACUUUGUCCAGAGCAUGCACGUAAACGAGACAAUUAUCAUCGUAAAGCUCAGGAAUCAAAACCAAAAAAGACUCGUAAAAAACCUGCAUCUCCAACCAUUCCAAGACCUAAGAGUAAUAGCAGUAGUAGCAAAUCAAGGCCGAAAAAACGAAAACGACCACCUUCAGUUAAACCAGUUGAAAUUAAAAAUAAAAUUAUUCAAGAAGACAAUCAUUAUUCAAGUCCUAUUAUGGGAUUGAAUGAUAAUUCUGAUACAAAGACACUGAAUAAUCUCAAUGUUGUACCUCAGAGUACUUCCAAUCCUAAUAAUUUAAGUCUUGGCUUAGGACUUGGAUCUCUUGGACUUGGAAGUAGUCUUAAAGUUGAAUUAGGAGAUCAUGAAGUCUUUGCAGCACUUGAUCCAAAUGAACAUGACUUUGGAAAUGUUCUAAAUACUCUGCCUGCUGAUGCUUUUAAUGAUCUAUUCAUAGAGAGUCGUAACGGCGAGUAUGAACCAUCAAGAGAAGAGGAAGAAGAAUUAGAGCGCGCAUUAGAAGCUGUUGACAAGGAUGUACGAAAUUUAGAACGAAUGGGCCAAACACAUGGACUAUUAGAGCCAGCUCUUCUUGCCCAAUUAAUGUCAGAUAUUGCUUCGUAGCCUUUGUCUGAAUAGGUUCAAACAUUUUACCGUGUAAAAUCAGGUUGAAUAAUAUUUGAAUAGACAAAGAAAAUAACUUGGAUGUAUACCUCAGUCGUUACCGAUCGUAAUAACAGCAUGCAACAGUGAACUGGUUGACGUAAUGCAUAAAUGUAAUGUUUAACAAAAUAAUUCAUAAAAUAUUUUCAAAUGAAAAAAAGAAUCGAAUACCAGACAUAAUAAAUAAUAUAUUAAUGGGUUUAUUAAUAUGAUGAUAACUGAAACAAAAUGUCUAAAAAUAAUUGGCAAUUCUUAUAUAUACUUAUAUAAGAAAUAGUUUGCUUUGAAAUUUAUAUUCAUCUUUUUUCUAUAGAAAUGUUAGAAUUUCUUCGUAUAUUUAUCGUAGAGAUAUUAACAGCACCAAUUAUUAUUUUAUUUGCGAUGUUGUAAUUAGUGAAAAAUAUCCAGUAAUUAUUUUAACAAAGUUUGCGUCAUGUGAAAAAAUAUCACGAGAAUGUGAGAGGAUUCAUACAUUUUUUAUUAGCGUGUAAAAAAAAUGCAAUAGAAUAAUAAUUUAUACAUCAUCAAACAAAAUCUGCAAGAAAAGAAUGACUGUUUAUAACAAUCAACUAGUUUAAUUUCUGUAAAAAAUAUAACUGAAGCAUCGUCAAUUAAUAAUUAUUUGAUGAGAUGAAGAAGUAUGGAAUAGAUCAAAUUAAACUAAGAAUAAAUUUCUUACUAUUCUUUCAUUAGGGGACGUUGAAAAAUUCGUAGAUAGAUUUUUUUUAUUUGUUUGAAAACUAUUUGAAUGUUGCUUUGUACAUAAUGCUGGUGAUGAUAGACAUCACCAAUAAUUAUAUGUAAAUUAAAUUAAUAAUCUAAUUAAUGAAUGGAUAACGAUUACUUUUUAUCGUUCGUGUAGAAUUUUGCGUUAGGCUGUUUAUAUAUUUGGAACAAGAUACUUAGAAAUAUUAGAAAAAAAAGAAGAAAAAUAUAAAGAAAUACAAAAAAAUAUAUAAAUAGCAUUAAAAAAAAACUCUGUGAAUAUUAACACGUAAUCUAGUAGUCUUGAGGGUAAGUUUUACACAAAAAAAGGUUAAUAAGUUUUUUCAAUAGCCAAAUGUUGACUGACUGUAUUUGUUAGAGAUACAUUUUGCAACUUGUGAAAUUGUUCAUGUAAAAUUGAUUAAAAUUAAAAAUUGUAAA
This is a messenger RNA of Chelonus insularis, 3799 nucleotides long. Its product is annotated as lethal (3) L1231. Gene Ontology annotation, cellular component: nucleus. The transcript has 4 exons. Bases 1079 to 2614 code for a protein of 511 amino acids. NCBI's taxonomy places the organism in Eukaryota, Metazoa, Arthropoda, Insecta, Hymenoptera, Braconidae. The record is from RefSeq and is a predicted model, not a curated record.